AAAAUUGAAAAUUGAAAAUAAAACCUUCCAAAGUAGCAUCCUUUAUCGCUGCAAUGGCGAUGAGAGAGCUCUCGCAGCUUAACAGAGACAGCGACGGUGAUGAAGAAGUAUGGGUCAAACACUAUUCAUCCAACCAUCAGAUACUUCUCGUCGGCGAAGGAGAUUUCUCAUUCUCUCACAGCUUAGCCACUCUCUUCGGCUCUGCUUCCAAUAUCUGCGCUUCCUCUCUCGAUUCAUACGAUGUUGUGGUUAGAAAGUACAAGAAGGCAAGAUCAAACCUUAAAACUUUGAAGAGACUUGGAGCUUUACUUUUACAUGGAGUUGAUGCUACCACACUGCAUUUUCACCCUGACCUUCGUUAUAGAAGAUUUGAUCGCGUCAUCUUCAACUUCCCUCACGCCGGUUUCCACGGCAGAGAGUCUGAUUCCUCUCUUAUACGGAAGCAUAGAGAACUGGUGUUUGGAUUUUUCAAUGGUGCAAGCCGUUUGCUAAGAGCUAAUGGGGAAGUUCAUGUCUCUCACAAGAACAAAGCACCUUUUUCUGAGUGGAAUCUCGAGGAGCUCGCUAGCAGAUGCUUUCUUGUGUUGAUUCAACGUGUGGCCUUCGAGAAGAACAAUUACCCUGGUUAUGAGAAUAAGAGAGGAGAUGGGCGUAGAUGUGACCAACCUUUCCUUUUGGGAGAGUGCAGUACUUUCAAGUUCAGAUUCUCUCGUGUCGCUAAGGAACUUUAUGCAGAGAAAGUGAGAUCGAGAGAAGUGAAGGAACGAGAAUCAAUGUAUCCGGAAGCUAUUUUAAACAAGCAGCCAGUGUCAUUUGACCAUAGGUAUCGCCUCCAAACAGAAUUUGAAGCUAUCGCGGGGACUAUAACCUUAGGCAAGUCCAAGAUCCUCUGGUUAAGUCAAGAGAAAGGACAUCUCCAUUGGAUCUUUGUUACUACCAAGAACGUAGAUGUUUACAGCUCGAAGAUUCCCGUUUUCCUCAUCUGUACGCUGGAGAGUCGCCAGAGAGACAUCGCCUGCUUUGUCAAGACUUUCCAGUUCAAGCUAGUCAAGAACCACUAUCCGAAUACUCUAACCGCUGGAGUGGAGUUUCUCGUGAAAUUUAUAACUGGGAAGUACGAAGAAUGUCAACAAGUAACUUAUCUUCGAAAGAACUUCUCAGGAUACGGUGAUGGAAACAAGGUGAGUGAAGCUUGGAGUGACUCAAGCAUCUCUAAGAAUGGCGUGAUUUAUGUUAUAUUCUGUUUCUUAGCAUGGCAGUUAGUUAACUACUGACAACUCAAAACUGCGAAGAUCUCGAUAUGGAGAUGUUAUUUUGGGGUAAUUUUGGAGAAUGUUCAGUAGAAAAUUGUUGUCACUGUGAGUCUUGGCUUCUUGCUACUUGCAUUGUCUUCAGGAGAUAAUUAUCUUUGUCGCUGUACUUCUGGAAGAUC
Arabidopsis thaliana (thale cress) is the source of this 1432-nucleotide messenger RNA. Its product is annotated as ferredoxin-fold anticodon-binding domain protein. NCBI's taxonomy places the organism in Eukaryota, Viridiplantae, Streptophyta, Magnoliopsida, Brassicales, Brassicaceae. The transcript is spliced from 6 exons. The record is from RefSeq and is marked reviewed. Bases 54 to 1274 code for a protein of 406 amino acids. Gene Ontology annotation, molecular function: metal ion binding; rRNA (uridine-N3-)-methyltransferase activity. Gene Ontology annotation, biological process: rRNA base methylation.